Molecule: messenger RNA, 243 nt
Organism: Linum trigynum
Lineage: Eukaryota; Viridiplantae; Streptophyta; Magnoliopsida; Malpighiales; Linaceae
Source: the annotation of a GenBank genome assembly
AUGACUGGAUUAGGGAUGGCAGGCCGGGGCUCGUUAACGGAUACCCGCCCGAGAAGGGCCCAACUGGGCUGGCAUCAGAGGCCCGUCAAAAGGUGGCGGGGAACCUGGAAUCCGUCAACCUUGGAUUUUGGGUGGGGCUGGAUCGUCGACUAUCCGCCCCGAAACCCGCCCGGCGGAUUACCCGUGCACCAGAACGACGUCGUUUCGACGAGCAUCCAGACAGAGUCUAGGUCUCAAGGGUAA